UGUUUAUGUGCAGUGUAUAUUAGACCCUCUAUUCAGGUGAGAGCUUUCAAUGCCUGUGUCACAGUCUUGUACUGUGGCUAUGUUAGCGUGCAGCACUGUGAUAGACCUGGUCUUAACGGACCCGAAAUGGGCAAGACAAUUGAAGGAACUAGCAAACAGUCGGAGUAAUCGUUCAAACAAUGAAGUCUGCAGUGAUAAGGAACAGUUUGAUAUGUUUGUGCUACUUUACAGUCUACACCGGAGUUGUCUGUGCCUUGGGUGAUAGAUCUUUACUGUCUGUUGAAUUAGACAACAAUGGGGCAGACAUCUAUUUUAUAGCCAACGGAUCCAAGGCUUUGACAGUAGAGCCCAGGAUGGAUGUCACAUUCUAUUGUUAUAUACCAGGUACGACAUCGGUUAGAGCUGUGGUCACUGGUAACGGUUAUGGGAAUUUUGAGGCUCACUAUUUCAACCAAGAUUCUGUCCAGUUUACACUCUCAGAUGUCACUUGUAAAGACGGAGGUCAGUACACAUGCCGGACUUUGGAUGAAGCAAAUGAUCAAAGACAGGCAACGGUCAAUGUCAGCGUCAAAUGUGCUCCAGCCUUGAAAUACCCGCUCCCCCCUGAGCAGAUACAGUUCAUACAAACGUCACCCAAUAUUAACACCGACAUGGCGUUCGACGUCUUCGGAUUUCCAGAUGUCAAUCAGUUCGAGUUGCUUUAUCAGCAGAAUACCUCUUGGUGGGUAGUGGGCGGAGACAAGUACAGCGCCACCUACGUGUCCGGAGGGUUAUCGUCCGGUUGGGUGUUUCUGGUCAUCUAUGACCUCAACUAUGAGAACACCACAAAUUAUAAGUUCAUUAUGACGAACUCUGUGGGCAGCUUGGAGCACAGAAUUCGUGUGGUCAAGUCAUUUCCUAAAGAAAUUCCAAGUUCUGAUGACAUUUGGCUGUGGGUAGGUCUUGGAAUCUGUUGCGGGAUAAUCGUGGUUCUGGUUUCCGUCACCUGCGUCAUAUUCAUCAGAGGCAAAUCUCGCGGUGACCUGAGGUCAGAGCUCACGAUGAGCGGUGAGAAUAAUUUUGACCUCAAGAAGCCGGAUAAGGUGUUUAAUGGACAAAUGUUGGACACCUACAGACCCACCCACACGGAAAUGAUGACAGUUCUUUGAGUAGAUCUAGACACAAUGUUGUAGAAGAGAUAUUUGACUUUAAGCUGUAAAUCAUGUAAAUAAAUAAAUUACAAACUUAA
This is a messenger RNA of Biomphalaria glabrata, 1228 nucleotides long. RefSeq lists its product as uncharacterized. The transcript has 7 exons. The record is from RefSeq and is a predicted model, not a curated record. Lineage: Eukaryota; Metazoa; Mollusca; Gastropoda; Planorbidae. The coding region runs from base 180 to 1148 and encodes 322 amino acids.